Molecule: messenger RNA, 4097 nt
Organism: Colossoma macropomum (tambaqui)
Lineage: Eukaryota; Metazoa; Chordata; Actinopteri; Characiformes; Serrasalmidae
Gene: ecm2
Product: extracellular matrix protein 2, female organ and adipocyte specific
Exons: 10
Coding region: 246-2411 (721 amino acids)
Biological process (GO): positive regulation of cell-substrate adhesion; extracellular matrix organization
Cellular component (GO): extracellular matrix
Molecular function (GO): heparin binding; protein binding; collagen V binding
Source: RefSeq, a predicted model, not a curated record
AAAGGGGAGAUAUUUUGGUCCUGAUCCUCUGACUGUAAUGCUGAGAUACUGAACUGAAGAAGCUGUUGCCUAAGCAAGCCCUGGCUUCUCCUGCGAGCGCAGCCCUGUCUGUUUUAAACAUUUAUCAGUUCAGAGCUGAGUAGGCGCAGCACUGUCCUAGCGCUUCUGGCAAACCCCUCGUGGCCUGGGAAAAGUGCGGAAAUAUUUGGCCUCACAAAACUGACUGCAAACCACUGACUUCCGCCAUGAGACUAUGGCUUCUACUCGUUGUGUCGUUUUUCUGCUGCCUAAGCUUCAGUGUUGCCAAAGACCAGAACCGUCCCCUGGCUCGAGGAAGAAGAAGGAGGGGGAAGAAAGUGGUGCGCCAAGGCAAGGCGCCAAUACACAGUGGAUAUAAUGGAGCAUCGCUUUUCAUUGAGUCUUAUAAAAGUGUGCAGGAGCCAAAGCCUAACUACAAUGUUAUUCCAGGGAACACAGGACAGUGUGUGUUUCGGGGCAUCACUAUGUUCGAUAAAACUGUGUGGUCACCAAAGCCCUGCGUCACCUGCCUAUGCUCCAGUGGAGAAGUGGUGUGUGAUGAAAUGCAAUGCCCUCUGCUACACUGCCAACUCAAAUUUAAACCUAUUGGGGAGUGCUGUCCAGUAUGCAUUGACCCAGUUCAAGACGUUUCUGAAAACUCUGGUGAUUCUCCCGUUCCUAACGAUCCGAGUUACGGUACAGUUCCACAAGUCCACGCACACACUGACGAAGGUCCAAGAGGGGAUAAGUACAAGGAAGAAGAGGAGCGCCAUCGUAAGAAAGACACAGAACGCAAAAGGAGAAAGAAGCAAAAGAAAGAAGAGGAAAGACUGAGAAAACAGCUGGAGGAAGAAGAGCAGGCAAAGGAGGAGAAGGCUGCAGCAGAGGAGAAGAAAAGGAGGAUGGAGGAACACCGACGGUUUGAGGAGGAGAGGAUAAGGAAGCUGGAGAUGGAACAGAAGGAGAUGCUGAGGGUUUUUGAGGAAGCGGCAGAGAGAGUCCAGCAUGGAAUGAAAGUGGAGAAUGACGGUGACGAAGAGGAAGAAGAGAUCUGGUUGAGAGGUGAUGUUUUCCAAAUGCCAUCGCAUGAGCCAACCCCUGAAAGCCUUCCACCACUGUCAGCCCCACCUCCUGAGACCAGUCAGGAGGAUGAGGAGGAGGAGGAUGAGGAAGAAGAGGGGGAAGGAAAGAAGGGGGAGAAGGAGAAGGAUGAAGAGUCUCGGAGGAUUACCUACUCACUCCCUAAAGGCUGCACAAUCUCUGAUGUCAUUGUCUCCUGUGAGAAUGCCAAACUUACCAGCAUUCCUGCUCUUUCCAUCCCUGAGCUCAAGUCUCUCAGUCUGGAGGGUAAUGCGAUCACUACCAUUCCAGGUGGUGCGUUCAAUGGCGUACCAAAUUUGGAAUGGAUAGAUUUGGGAAAAAAUAAGAUCUUGUCAUCAGGCAUUGACCCUCAAGCAUUCAAAAGCCUUAAAUUCCUAACCCGGCUAUACCUGGACGGAAAUUUGCUGGAAGAAAUUCCUCGAGGGCUUCCACCUACUCUGCAAGAACUGAAGAUCAAUGAAAACAACCUACAAGGGAUUGAUGAAAACAGCUUUGAAGGUCUGAACAGUUUGGUUACCUUGGAAAUGGAAGCAAAUUCACUGAACGAAGAAAAUGUAAAUCCUCAAGCCUUCAGGCCAACGAAAGAGCUCACCUAUCUACGGAUGGGCAGAAACUUCUUCCGCACUAUUCCUCAAGGUCUACCACCAUAUUUGCAGGAGUUACACCUUGAACACAAUCUAAUUGAGGAAAUAUCUGAAGGAGCUUUCAAUGAAACUAAAAACCUAAAUGUCGUUGUGCUGAGAGACAAUAAAAUAGAUGAAUCACGCAUUGCCCCUUUAGCCUGGAUUGAUCACAGGAACCUGGAAUCGAUUGAUCUGUCAUACAACAAACUCCACUUGGUCCCAUCGUUCCUGCCAAAGUCUUUGGUUCACCUGGGAUUGGUUGGCAAUCAGAUUGAACGCAUCCCAGGAUACGUAUUUGCACAUUUGGAGCCUGGUCUGGAGUACCUGUACCUAUCGUACAACAAGCUCGAUGGUGAUGGUGUGGAACCAGAGUCUUUCUUUGGAACGCUGAAAACCAUGACAGAGCUUUGUCUAGACCACAACCAACUGACCAGUGUCCCUUCUGGUGUUAGUGAGAUGACAUCAAUACAUUUCCUCAGACUAAACAACAACAACAUAAGGCACAUCGGAGAGGACGAUAUCUGCGACCCACUGAAUGAGGAGGAUUCGCACAUUGUAGCCCUGCGCCUCGAGAACAACCUCCUCGACCCACGGAAAAUCCCUCCAGCAGCGUUCUCUUGUGUUAGGUCUUAUUCCAGUGUCGUUUUGAAGCCUCAAAGGAUUAAAUAACAGCCUAUUAAGUAUGCUCAUUUUACUCUCAGUCAUUUAACUUCUUCCAAACGUUUCAUAAUGUAUAAUAUUCUGCAUUGAGAUCACUGUCAAAUGUACUAAUCGCAUUAUGACAGAAGACUUUAUUCACUGGCUCUGAGAAAUGAGUCAGUUGCUUACUGGUCGGUGGAACAGUCAGCAGAUGUCUGCGGUUGUUGGCACCUAUUUAAACUGUCUUUCUGUGCGUCCUAAAGGGACACGUUUAACUUUCCAAUGCGCCAGUCAGGGAAAAAUGACAGAACAGAAAAACCCAGGCCUUUAGUGCAUGUUGGGAUAUGAUUCUGUACACAUCAGUAUUCUGUUUCAGGUUGAAUUUGUCAUAUUGCAGCUACUAUAAAAGAAAGUGUGGCUUCUCAAAAAUUAACUAUGUAAUAGCUUAUACAAUCGUUCUACCAUGAAUGUGUUUUACAUAACUCCACUAAAAAGGCCAACAGAUGGUUACUACUGACUUAAAAUUUUUAUAUGUUGAUUUAUUUUCACAGUAUUCAUAAAAUAGCUCCACACUACAGGGGCACUUAUUUCAAAAGCAAAUGUUUGAUUUUUAACAAAGUCACUGAUUUCUACUGACCACUACACUUGGCUGGCUCAGAAUUAAGUGGAAUAUUCAUAUUUAAUAUGGUGUUUAAUAAAAUGCAUAAAACAACCCUCUAAGCAUCUUUCAUUUUUACACUUGAUUAAAGUGGAAUUUCACAAAUUUUUCAAAACUGCUGCAUAAUUCAGUGGCUGAGAUGUAAAGUCAUUCAGAGUGGUUUGAUGUGAAAUGGUUCACUGCAGACAACAGUGGUGGUGAUAGGAACCAGGGGUCAUGAUGUCUACAACACAAACAUGGUCAUUAUAUUUACUAACCAACCGUGAACCUAUGGGAGUUUUGUGUCAAAAUAUAAAAUAGUGGAAAAAUAAACGUAAACAAAAAAUGUAUUCUGUUUUGCCUCACAAUGAACAAAUGUAUUUUCAAAAUAUGUUAUGAGCCAAAACCAUCUCCUAACUAUCAACACAGUCUCAGACAUCAGGCAGUGAAUUCAUGAGUAUCUUAUGUUAUAGUUUACUGUGAUGUAACUUUCAGAAGCAUUAAACUCUUCAGAUGUCUGGUUCCUAUCAUCACCACUGUGAACAAAUCUGAACACAGAGAAUGGAAUUUCACACUAAACCAAAACUGAAAAUAACUUUGUUGUACAUCUUAACCAUUUAAUUACACAAAAACAAUGAAAAAUCACUGAAAUUCAUCUUUAAAUAACUGCUACUGGACAUACAUUCAUCAUUUUGGAUGUCUGCAUGUUCCGAUUUCAGGAUUAUGUGAAACAGUAGAUGCAAAAGUACUGUGAUAAACAUCAGCUGCAAUUUAGUCAAUAUAUUUAAAAACAUGGAAUGUUUUUAAGUACAAAUGCACUCUAUGGCUAGAUUUGUCAAGAAUAAUGAGUCCAUAUGGUUCAUGUAUGUACUGUCCUCCUGUUUCCAAGCAACUCAAGGUAACACAGCUGCAUUGGAGAUUCUCUAAAUCUUAUUCACUUUCUAACUAAAGGCUCUUGGGAAUCCAUAUGUAAUGAUUUGUCUCUACUAACAAAGAUUAUCAGAACUGUCAGGCCAUGUUUUUUGUGGUUCUUUAUGGAUGUGAAAGCUGCACAAUAAAAGAGAGAGACAGGAACGAUA